GAAUAAACAGUAUAAUUCAUCCAAUAAUAAUAGUAGCAUCUUCUUUUACUUCCUCAGUUUCACAUUCCGUCAGAUGGGCAGCCUCAUAUAGGGCUUCAAUAUUUUUCUUUCUUUUUUUUUCUUUAUUCUUACUUUCUUUUUUACUCUUUUAUUUAUUUAUUAUUCUUAUUAUUAUUUUACUGUGCCUCUUAUAAUCGACAUUAGGUUAUGCUGAAGGGGAAAUCAAAAGAUAUUACCUUUGAACAGCUGAUGCAACAGGCAGCUGAAGUAGCCAAGGCUCAAGAUGCAGUAUUAGAGGAAAAAGCCAAGGAAAGACGAAGAUUAGAAGAUGAACGACGACAAAAAGAUGAACGAGCUCUUUUGGAAAGGCAAAAAAAGGAACGUAUGCUGAAGGCUAAGGAAGAAGAAAUCGAAAGACGACAACGAAUGCUAGUACAACAAAAACAACAAUCCUCUCCUCUACGUAAACCUAUCACCUCUUCAACGCAACAGCAUCGACAAAGAUCUAUAGACUCAAAGUCUCAGCCAUCAUCGAAGUCAACCAAAUCUAAAAAUAAUUCAGUUUCUUCACUACCUUUAGUCGAAAAAAAGAAACCUGUACACAUGUCAUAUGAACAACUUUUAGAAAAAGCUAAAGAAGUGUCUAUACCAAAAAAAUCGACAUCUCUUCCUCCUUCUUCAUCAUCAAUAUCUUCAAAGAACGAUGAAAAAGCAUCAGUAAUAAAGUCAACAGCAAAUCCAACGAAAGACAACAAACCAUCAUACUCAACAAAUCACAGAUUGCCAAAGGAUGGUACAAAAUUAGCAACAAAUCCGAAGAAAGAUAGCAAACCAUCAUCCUCAACAAAUCAUCAUAGACUUCCAAAGGAAUUAUAUGAAACACCUACUAAUAUAGCCACAGCAUCGGCUUCAUCGACAUCACUGUAUGUCAAACGAUCCGCUAUGGCCAAGUCGAAAUCACAGCAACAAGAAUCAAUGACUACGCCAUCGAACAUACCAGCACGCGAUCGGCUUAGAUUGUUAUACAAUACCCCAGCUCAGAAGGUGGUACGAGCUAAACGAGACCGACAAUCCAUAGAAGAAAUUCAAAGAGAUAUCCGUCAUUCAAAAGGGAAAUAUUCUGAUGAUGACAGUGAUAACGAUAGAUCACGACCUCGAAAACGACAAGAAACGCAAUUAUCAUCAUCUCGACAUUCAUCAUCAGCUUAUAUGUCAAGAAAACCACAAUCUCCUCCUUCAACAAAUCAUCGCCAACCUAUUCGAAUGCCAUUUAGACGUCCUAUGGAUCCAGAACGAUUUGCUAGAAGACAUCGACCACGGGAUGAUUAUAUUGACGAAGAUGAUGAUGAUCUUGAAGAAUUCAUUGUCGAUGAUGAUGAGGAAGAUGACUACAGGACUUCUGACUAUUCCUCGGAAAUUGGCAAGAUCUUCCGUUACGAUCGAAACAGAUAUAUCAAUGAAAGUGUUUAUUCAGAUGAUGAUAUGGAAGCAAAUCCCAUGGAUGUUAUACGUGAAGAAAAACAAAGUGAACGACUGGCACGACGAGAAGAUCAAUUAGAAGAACAACGAGAAAUAGAACGACGCAAGAAACGAUUGGGCAAAUCAAAAUGGAAAUAGCAAGAUUUCAAUAUAUCAAUAUAUACAACAUACUUAAUGAUGAUGAACAUUUAGAAUAGUUUCUAGUAGAUAUAAUUUUUUUUUUUUGUGAAUAUUUGAUUUAUUGAUCAACUGAAUAAAAUGAUCCUUUGUAUAAUAGAAC
Molecule: messenger RNA, 1759 nt
Organism: Halteromyces radiatus
Lineage: Eukaryota; Fungi; Mucoromycota; Mucoromycetes; Mucorales; Cunninghamellaceae
Product: SPT2 chromatin protein-domain-containing protein
Exons: 6
Coding region: 208-1617 (469 amino acids)
Biological process (GO): regulation of DNA-templated transcription; nucleosome assembly
Cellular component (GO): nucleolus
Molecular function (GO): DNA binding; histone binding
Source: RefSeq, a predicted model, not a curated record